Molecule: messenger RNA, 849 nt
Organism: Thyridium curvatum
Lineage: Eukaryota; Fungi; Ascomycota; Sordariomycetes; Thyridiales; Thyridiaceae
Exons: 2
Coding region: 1-849 (282 amino acids)
Source: RefSeq, a predicted model, not a curated record
AUGACCGUCAAGACCGUCGCCGACCUCCCCACCCUCUCCCUCCUCUACAAGGCGAACCAGAUCGACCUGACCCCUCCCUCGACCGCCCGCCCACCCCCGACGACCGUCUCCUAUCCCUCCUUGCAGCCGAUCAAGCCCUCCAAGGCCCUCAACGACAAGAUCUCGCUCUACCGCGGCGACAUCACCACCCUCGCCGUCGACGCCAUCGUCAAUGCCGCCAACACCUCUCUCCUCGGCGGCGGCGGCGUCGACGGCGCCAUCCACCGCGCCGCCGGGCCCCAGCUCUACCAGGAGUGCAAGACUCUUGGCGGCUGUGCCACGGGCGGCGCCAAGAUUACCGACGCCUACCGCCUGCCUUGCAAGAAGGUGAUCCACGCCGUGGGGCCCGUCUACAACGUGAUCGACCCGGGCGUGAGCGAGGAGGACCUGACGAGCUGCUACGCCACCGCCCUCGAGCUGGCGAUUGACAACUCGUGCCGCAGCAUCGCCUUCAGCGCCAUCAGCACCGGUGUCUACGGGUACCCCAGCAGGGAGGCUGCGCCGGUGGCCAUCACGGCCGUGAAGCGCUUCCUCGAGAGCGAUAUGGGCACAAACCUGGACCUGGUGGUGUUUGUGGUCUUUGAGAAGAAGGACCUGGAUGCCUACCACAAGUACCUCCCAGUCUAUCUUCCUCCCGUCCCUGAAGGCGGUGCAAAGACCGGCCCCCUCCAAAACCCCGACAGUGCCGACCCCACGGAUGCUGAUGAGGAGGCGGCCGAGGCCAAGACUGUGGCGAGCGAGUUGCCCGACGUUCCCAAGUCGGACCCAGAUGGAGAGGGCCGGGUGGAGAAGAAGCAGCGGCAGGAGUAG